GGGGGGCUGCGACGGCCGCGUUCUGCUCCUAUCCCCCACCUGGAGCGGGCCGGCCGAUGGAAGUAUCCCGGCGUGCCCGGGGAGGGUUACCGCUGAGCUCUUAAUCCGCUCCAGCCGCUAAGCACCUUAGCGGGCUGCGCCCUCCCGCUGCCCCCGCGGCCGAGCCCCCGGGGCAAGCGGGCCGGGAGCGGCGCCGGCAGCGGGGCCCCUUCCCCCUGCCCGGGCAAGUUGGGGUGGCGCCGGAACGGCGGUGUGUCAGCAGCACAGGGUCCCACCGACUGGGGCUGUAGGUGCUCCCAGCGACCCCGUGGGACAGCUUACGUCAUGGUCGACUACUACGAAGCGCUGGGGGUGAGCCGCAAUGCCACCGCUGAGGACAUCAAGAAGGCGUACAGGAAGGCUGCGCUGAAAUGGCACCCAGAUAAAAACCCAGACAACAAGGAGUACGCUGAGCAGAGGUUCAAGGAGAUCGCCGAGGCAUACGAAGUGCUGUCGGACAAGCAGAAGCGCGAUGUCUACGACCGCUAUGGCAAGGAUGGACUCAUGGGAGCAGCAGGACCAGGGGGCUCUAGGGCCAGUGCUGGGGCCCCUGAAUUCACCUUCACCUUCCGCAGCGCUCACGAUGUCUUCCGGGAGUUCUUUGGUGGACGAGACCCCUUUGCUGAAUUCUUUGACGACAUGCUGCCCUUCUCUGAGCUGCGAGGACCUGGCCAUCGGCACCAUGGGGGAGGCCACUUCUUUUCCCCCUUCCCAGGAUCCUCAGAUUUCUUCGCCUCAUCCUUCAGCUCUGGUGCAGAUGCAGGCAUGGGCUUCCGCUCUGUUUCCACCUCCACUACCUUUGUUAACGGCAGGCGUAUCACCACCAAGAGGAUUAUUGAGAACGGGCGGGAGCGGGUGGAAGUGGAGGAGGAUGGGGAGCUGAAGUCGAUCCACAUUGAUGGUGUUCCUGAUGACAUGGCUCUGGGGCUGGAGCUGAGCCGGCGGGAGCAGCAAGCCUUCCCCAGGCCACGGCCCCCCUCACCGCCAGCACCGGCCCCGCAUCACACCUCGAGCUCCUCACCUGUCUGCCUCUACACGGAUAGCGAGGAUGAGGAUGAGGACUUGCAGCUGGCCAUGGCCUACAGCCUCUCUGAGAUGGAAGCUGCGGGGCACCACCAAGCAGGUGGGCACAGCCCCGGCUCCCUGUCACCACCGGGGGGCAGCCACAGCAGCCCCUCCUCCACCCGCAGAUCCCGUGGUGCCCGGGGGAGGCUGGAGCAGGAGCCACAGGGGGCCAGCAGUUCUGCUACAGUGGGGCACGAACCUGCCCCCAAAGUGAAGCUGUGGCACUGCCCCCUGCUCUGAGCGUGGAGCAGGGAGAGGAAAGCAGGUGUGGAGUCCCACUGCUUGGAACUCAGCUCCUGCCUCCCCUAGCAAGGGAGGGGGUCUCUUCUGCCCUUCCUCCUUGCUCAGGUGAGUGGAUGGCUAGUGGCAUCCAGUGUUGGAGGCUCCCAGAUUUGGAGGUAGUGGCUUGAAGAGGAGCCUCUUUGAUGGGGUCCCAGGAAGAGGGGCAGCUCCCUGACCUGGCUUCUGGAAGCAUGGGGAGCCCAUGGGCAGGCAUGCUCUGGCUGUGCCUGCCCCUCUCUCCCUGCCAGCCCUGCAGGCUGGCAGGGUCUCCAGCAGGUGCCUCCCUGGCUGCGGCCUUCCCCUGCCCAGGGUGUGGGGAGUGCUGAGUUGAGCUCCCCUCCUUGUGAGGAGGGCUGCGCACAUAGCCUGUGCUUGGUGCCUUGUGUCUUGUCUCUUCCCUCUGGAUGCUGUUCCUGCCUGUACUCCCUCCUCCUGUCUCCUUGCAGACUCUGCCUGGUCACUCCCUUUCGUAUGCCUUGCACACCCUCCAGGACACUGUCCCUCCUUGCUUCCCACAGCAGCAGCAGUGACCCUCUGUGAUGUUCACAAGUGUUUCUAUCCUCUCCGGUGCCUGUAGUUCUGCCUUGGCUAUCUUCCUCUUCUGCCUGAGUCCUUCCUCCCUCCAUCCCUGCCUCUCCCCAGCCGUUGGCCGAGGAGGAUUUCACAGGUGCUGUUGUGUACCCCCCUCCGCUUGUCUCCCCAGGUGUGUUCUGAGGCUGCUGCGCCCGGGGACCGCGCACGCCCACUCGCCCACGGAGGCUCUCCCAACCAGGACUCCGCUUUCUCCCUGCACGGCCACCCCCUGCCACCCCCUUCCCCCAGCACCCUCUGGCUCCGUGGGAUGCGGUGAGGGGGGGCAUGACAGGACUUGCGGCCAAGCAAUACCUGGGGCUGUGGGGAGAGGCCCUGGGCACCACAGCGUGGUGGAGAGGGUGGGGAUGGGGGUUGCUGUAGAUUAGGCUGCUGGGGGGGUGCUGGCUGUACACAGCGAGGGGCAGCAUGGCUGGGCUCAGCCAGCAGGGCUGGGCUCUGCCCUCCUCCUCGCUCUAGCCCCCCCUCUCUGACCACCUUCUGCUAACAGCUGUCAAUAAACCUGUUUGCAGUA
Molecule: messenger RNA, 2491 nt
Organism: Poecile atricapillus (Black-capped chickadee)
Lineage: Eukaryota; Metazoa; Chordata; Aves; Passeriformes; Paridae
Gene: DNAJB2
Product: DnaJ heat shock protein family (Hsp40) member B2
Exons: 9
Coding region: 325-1344 (339 amino acids)
Biological process (GO): protein refolding; positive regulation of proteasomal ubiquitin-dependent protein catabolic process
Cellular component (GO): cytosol; endoplasmic reticulum membrane
Molecular function (GO): ATPase activator activity; Hsp70 protein binding
Source: RefSeq, a predicted model, not a curated record